Messenger RNA from Lacerta agilis (Sand lizard), 3643 nucleotides. It is a transcript of the gene NRP2, whose product is annotated as neuropilin 2. Gene Ontology annotation, cellular component: membrane. Lineage: Eukaryota; Metazoa; Chordata; Lepidosauria; Squamata; Lacertidae. Gene Ontology annotation, biological process: vascular endothelial growth factor signaling pathway; axon guidance; angiogenesis. The transcript is spliced from 17 exons. Bases 610 to 3444 code for a protein of 944 amino acids. Gene Ontology annotation, molecular function: vascular endothelial growth factor receptor activity; semaphorin receptor activity. The record is from RefSeq and is a predicted model, not a curated record.
AUUCCGGGGCUUGGGAAGCAACAGCAGCUUUCGCGAGACCCGCUGCCAUCUCGCUCCGGAUUGUGUGCGUGUGGACGUCCAUCUGAGGCUGAGUGCGGCUGCUGGCGAUGCCCAGGCGGCACCUUUCUGUCGGCGGCUAGGCUAGGCUCGGAGCGUUGGCAGCGACGCCGUGCUAAAGGGAACGCCACUUUGAAGAACUGGCGCGCUCUCCCUCUCCUGCGUAAAGGCGUGCGCGCGUCUCCGCCUUGAUCCCCAGCGCCGUGUGCCACUCGGACGGGUGCGCGCGGCUUCCCGAGCAGCUGCCUGCCUGCGCCUCCUUCCUCUGGCGAAUGUGAGGAGUUUCCCUCCGGCGUCCUGAUCCUUUUUGGAAGUGGAUUUUGCGCGCGCGCGUCUGUGUGUUUAAAUCAGCGAGCGGCACGGAGGGAGCACCGAAGGGGACUCGGAAGUCUUGGCGAAGGGGAGUCUCCGGCUCGGUGUCCCCUCGGAGAGGAAGAGGACGAGAAGGGAGUUGCGAAGGAAACACCUCGCUCCACACCAUCCACCCGCGUCGCCGAGCCCACGCCGCUUGGGAGGAAUCGCCCUUCUGCCGCCAAGCAUUUCCUCCCCAAAAUGGAUACGUUUCCUCUCCUCUGGGCACUUCUGCUUCUGCACCUGGUCGGAUCCGGAGUCACGGGGCAAGCAGCGCAACCAUGUGGGGGCCGCCUGAAUUCCAAAGAUGCUGGCUAUGUGACUUCACCUGGCUACCCGCAAGACUACCCCUCCCACCAGAACUGUGAGUGGAUCAUUUAUGCUCCGGAACCCAACCAGAAGAUUUUCCUGAACUUCAACCCUCACUUUGAAAUUGAGAAACAUGACUGCAAAUAUGAUUUUAUUGAGAUACGGGAUGGAGACAGUGAAUCAGCCGAUCUUCUGGGCAAGCACUGUGGGAACAUUGCUCCGCCUACCAUCACAUCAUCAGGCCCUUCUCUCUAUAUUAAAUUCACCUCAGACUAUGCGCGCCAAGGUGCUGGCUUCUCUCUACGCUAUGAGAUCUACAAGACAGGCUCUGAAGAUUGUUCCAGAAACUUCACCGCUUCGAACGGCACCAUUGAAUCCCCGGGUUUCCCUGAUAAGUACCCUCACAAUUUGGACUGUGCUUUCACCAUCAUGGCCAAGCCAAAGAUGGAGAUCGUCCUUCAGUUUUUAACCUUUGACCUGGAGCACGACCCCUUGCAAGUCGGGGAGGGAGAUUGCAAGUAUGAUUGGCUGGACAUCUGGGACGGUAUUCCUCAAGUUGGCCCCUUGAUUGGCAGGUACUGUGGAACUAAAACUCCUUCGGAUAUCCACUCAACUACUGGCAUCUUGUCACUCACGUUCCACACAGAUUUGGCAGUGGCCAAGGAUGGUUUCUCUGCUCGCUAUUACUUAGUUCCACAGGAGGUGCCAGAGAACUUUCAGUGCAACAGCCCGUUGGGGAUGGAAUCCGGCCGAAUCUCCAACGAGCAGAUCACGGCCUCCUCUACUUACUCGGAUGGCAGGUGGACCCCACAGCAGAGCCGGCUCAACAGUGAUGACAACGGGUGGACUCCUAAUGUAGACAACAACAAGGAGUUCCUGCAGGUGGACCUCCGCUUUCUAACUGUGCUGACAGCCAUUGCUACUCAGGGUGCCAUCUCCAGGGAAACCCAGAAUGGCUACUAUGUCCGGUCAUACAAACUGGAGGUCAGCACAAAUGGGGAGGACUGGAUGAUGUACCGCCACGGGAAAAAUCACAAGGUAUUCCAGGCUAACACCGAUGCCUCAGAAGUGGUCCUCAACAAGAUCCAUGCUCCAGUGCUGACUCGGUUUGUGAGGAUCCGCCCCCAGGUUUGGCACAGCGGAAUUGCACUUCGUUUGGAACUGUAUGGCUGUCGGAUCACAGAUUCACCCUGUUCCAACAUGCUGGGGAUGCUUUCUGGGCUCAUCCCGGACUCCCAGAUCUCGGCCUCCUCUACCAGAGAAUAUCACUGGGUCCCCAGCGCAGCACGCCUGGUCAGCAGCCGCUCGGGGUGGUUCCCUCGCAUCCCUCAAGCGCAGCCCGGGGAGGAGUGGCUGCAGGUAGACCUGGGGGUCCCCAAGAAUGUGAAAGGUGUGAUUAUCCAAGGGGCCCGAGGUGGGGACAGCAUCAACGUGGCAGAGGCUCGAGCCUUCGUGAAGAAGUUCAAAGUGAGCUACAGCAUGAACGGGAAGGACUGGGAGUUUAUACAGGACUCCAAAACGAUGCAGCCCAAGAUUUUUGAAGGAAACAUGCACUAUGAUACUCCAGAGGUUCGAAGGUUUGAUCCUGUUCCUGCACAGUACAUCAGGGUUCACCCAGAAAGGUGGUCUCCCGCAGGGAUCGGGAUGCGAUUGGAGGUGCUCGGGUGUGAUUGGACCGAUGUCAAGUCCACUGCGGAGACUCUGAAGCCCACCUUGAGGAGCGAGGAGACCACCACUCAGUUUCCCACAGACGAAGAAGCAACCGACUGUGGUGAUGGCUGUUUGGAGAACGCAGAUUUUCAGAUCCCCGUGGGAUUCAACUGCAACUUUGAUCUUCCUGGAGAUAUUUGUGGUUGGACUCACGAUACAUCUACAGGAUUUACAUGGAUUCCUCAUUCGAGAAACACCUGGACUGGCCAUUCAGGACCAGGCAUUGGGGCCUAUCCGGAUGGCAAGAACUAUUUGAGACUGCAGAGCAGCGCGAGGAGAGAAAAGCAACACGCCCGUCUCAUUAGCCCGAGGGUCUUCUUGCCCAGAAGUGCCGUGUGCAUGAUAUUCCGAUACCAGGUAUCCGGCCUCGGAGCGAUGCUGCAGGUCCGCCGGGAAGCCAUGCAUGAGAUCAAGCCUCUGUGGAUCAUCCGGGAAGACCAAGGGGACGAGUGGAGAGAAGGCCGGAUCCUUCUGCCCAGCUACGAUAUGGCAUAUCAGAUUGUGUUCGAGGGAAUUGUAAGCAAAGGACAUUCGGGUGAGAUUGCCAUCGAUGAUGUCCGGAUAGGCACUGAUACCUCCUUGGAGAACUGUAUGGAACCCAUCGCAGCUUUCCCCGGAGAACACACAUUUGAAAUUUCAGUCGAUUUCCCAGCUUUAGAGGACGACAUGUCAAUCAACGGGGAAGACUUUGGAGAAGACUCUGAAGAUGACUACUUGGGCCUGGAGAAGAACAACAACACGCUGUUUUCAACAAACUCUCCGAUCACCCCAAAGAUGGGCAAAGAGAAGAGCUGGCUGUAUACUCUGGACCCCAUUCUGGUCACCAUCAUAGCCAUGAGUUCCCUUGGUGUGCUCCUCGGGGCAAUUUGUGCGGGUUUGCUUCUGUACUGCACGUGUUCCUACGCCGGUCUGUCCUCUCGGAGCUCCACCACCCUGGAGAACUACAACUUUGAGCUUUAUGACGGCAUCAAGCACAAGGUCAAAAUGAACCACCAAAAGUGCUGCUCUGAGGCAUGACUGAUUGCACCAGAAUCGCAUUUGACAUUUCAUUCCAGCAAAAGUGGCUGGUGAAGAUUACUUUUUAUAUGGGAACUGAAUGCCAUAAUCUUAACACGAAGCCGGAGCUGGAAUACGCAAGUGGGGAGGAGCCACGGACAGCCCUGCCGUUUCAAAAAGGAGGAGGAAACGAGGAGGAGGAGGACGGUGUAAACUUUCU